Molecule: messenger RNA, 1535 nt
Organism: Colletes gigas
Lineage: Eukaryota; Metazoa; Arthropoda; Insecta; Hymenoptera; Colletidae
Product: S-adenosylmethionine mitochondrial carrier protein-like
Exons: 6
Coding region: 381-1277 (298 amino acids)
Cellular component (GO): mitochondrial inner membrane
Molecular function (GO): S-adenosyl-L-methionine transmembrane transporter activity
Source: RefSeq, a predicted model, not a curated record
UGGACAGUGCAGUUCAUCGAAGUACGUAGGAUUAGGUUAGGUCUUGCUAGCAGACUACAAGGCUAGAAUCAAGAGUUCAUCGAAAGCAGACGAUAAUUAAUUUGUGAUGUCGUUACGUAAUAAAUACAUGUGCUCUUCGACGUCACGUGGAAAUUUUUUUACUGUAUAUAGAAAAUGGUAAAAUUACGAAGCAAAUAUUUUACUCCGAUUCCCGAUAAUUGUGUUCAACGUUCCGUCGAGAAACUUAUGGUUAAUUGUUCGCUCACACGAUAUUUUAGUAACUUAAUAAUUUAAUGACAAGUUUGAUACUUAUUAUCGUUGCGCUUCAAAUUCCUGCCUCCUUGUGCGAAGAUGUUAACGUGAUAAAAGAAUAACCAGAAAUGUUGCGCGAAAAGAAUUCCGAGGGAAGAGCGAGCACGACAAAUGUUAUUCUCACAUCGCUUAUCUCAGGUGGUCUCGCAGGAACCAUUUGUGAUGUAACAUUUUUUCCAUUGGAUACGCUUAAAACACGCUUACAAAGCCAACAUGGUUUCGUUAAAUCCGGCGGUUUCAAACGAUUGUAUCAGGGCUUAGUUCCCGUGAUGAUAGGAUCUGCCCCGUCGGGUAAAUUUUCGAUUAAGCCUAUCUUCCGAAACAGUGCAAUCUAUUUCGUAUUAAUAAGCGUGUUAAUUACAGCUUCCAUAUUUUUUAUAACUUACGAAGGAAUGAAAGAAGUUUUUGAACCUCGUGUACCGGAACAGUAUCACUCGCUUAUACAUAUGACAGCCGCGGCGUUAGGAGAAAUGGUUGCAUGUCUUAUUCGGGUGCCGGUUGAAGUAAUAAAACAAAGAAAACAAGCGCUUUUACACGACGAGCACAGACUAGCGCUGAGAACUUUAUACCGUGGCUAUGGAAGCACUGUACUUCGAGAUCUACCGUUUGGUUUGGUUCAAAUGCCGCUCUGGGAAUAUUUUAAACUCUGUUGGAAAAGGCACGUAGAACGUGAAUGCACGCCUAUAGAAGGUGCCAUCAGCGGAUCAUUGUCAGUGGCUAUAUCUGCAGCUAUGACAACGCCCUUAGACGUUGCAAAAACUAGAAUAAUGUUGUCUAAUACAUCGGCGGAUAAAGAGGAAGUAAAAAUAUCUAUAAUGUUAAAAGAGGUUUAUCGAGAAUGCGGUGUCAGAGGGCUCUUUGCGGGCUUCCUUCCAAGAGUGGGAGGUUUCUCCAUCAGCGGAUUUGUAUUUUUUGGCAUUUACGAAAAAAUUAGAGAAAUUUGUAUUGCAGUUUUGCCGCCAUAACACAAUAAAAACUAAAUAUAGAGACGAACACAUUUCUUAUCAAAUACAUAAUAUUGCACAGUCAAAUGCAUCGCGAUGAAUGUUGAUAAUAAAGCACCCAUCGAUAGGGAUUUACAACAAAAGCUUUCAAAGGAAAUCAAGAUUUAUGUCGCGAUAAAUUUUUUUCAAUAACGAAUGUCAUACAAUUAAAUAUAAGGCUAUUUUUAAAGAUAUCCGCACUUUCACAUUUUUAUUAGUAUUAGUAAUCUAUGCAGUCUA